Messenger RNA from Diabrotica balteata, 1995 nucleotides. The record is from the annotation of a GenBank genome assembly. NCBI's taxonomy places the organism in Eukaryota, Metazoa, Arthropoda, Insecta, Coleoptera, Chrysomelidae.
GCACAAGGCCUAAGCCUAUGCCUCUAUUACAACCUGUUAUAACAAUGGAAUUCAUUAAUAUUUAAGACUUUCGGCAGUUCACGAUAUACAUAACUUCAUAAUCUAAUGAAAUAAUCAAACUCAAGGCCGUUCAGCUAAUAUCAAAAGAUCACUGUAGCGGUACUUUAGUCAAAUGGCGGCAGUUUUUUGUUUUCGUCAUGUCAGUUUUCGGGGAGUAGUUAAGUUAUGGGCUAGUGACACCAUUGCAGGCUAUCCAAAACUGCAAGCAAAUUUUGCAAGAAAAUUCAGCACAUCAAAAUGCAGAUAUCAAACUGCAGAUUAUGACCUUAUCGUUAUCGGAGGUGGUUCCGGAGGUUUGGCCGCCGCCAAAGAAGCCACCAACUUGGGAGCCAAAGUCGCUGUUCUGGAUUACGUCACUCCCAGUCCACGAGGUACGAAAUGGGGUUUGGGAGGUACGUGUGUCAACGUAGGAUGCAUCCCCAAGAAGCUGAUGCACCAGGCCGCGUUAUUAGGAGAAGCCAUCCAUGAUGCCCAAACAUAUGGAUGGCAACUACCUCAACCAGAAAAGAUUUCACAUAAUUGGGAAGCGCUCAAGGAUGCUGUACAAGGUCACAUUAAGUCAGUUAAUUGGGUAACGAGAGUAGAACUUAGAGAUAAAUCUGUUGAAUACAUCAAUGGUCUAGGUACAUUCGUCGACCCCCACACGAUCCACGCCCAAACGAAGAAGGGCGAGAAGAUAAUCACAGGAAAGAAUAUUCUGAUAGCCGUCGGCGGCAGGCCCCGAUACCCAGACAUACCUGGUGCUGUAGAAUACGGAAUCAGCAGCGAUGAUAUUUUCAGUUUAGAAAAACCUCCAGGAAAAACUCUAAUCGUAGGUGCUGGAUACAUAGGCUUAGAGUGCGCUGGAUUUUUAAACGGUCUAGGAUACGACGCUACUGUCAUGGUGCGAUCAAUUCUCCUUAGAGGCUUCGACCAACAGAUGGCCAAUGUGAUUCAAGCCGAGAUGAAAGAGAAAGGAGUUAAAUUCUUACACAAAUCCAUCCCCACUGAAAUUAAGAAGGACAAUGACGGCAAAUUGCAUGUUUCAUGGAAGAACGAUAGAGGAGAAACAUUCACAGACACUUUCGAUACAGUUCUUUUUGCCAUUGGCAGAAGAGCCCUGACGAAAGAGUUACAUUUAGAAAAUUGCGGUGUCAAAGUUGCCGGUGACGGAGAAAAGAUUGAUGCUGUUAACGAACAGACCAACGUACCUAAUAUUUAUGCCGUAGGAGAUGUUUUAUAUAAAAAGCCAGAACUUACCCCAGUGGCAAUUCUUGCCGGACGUUUCUUAGCUCGUCGUCUAUUCGGUGGUGCAAGUCAAACAAUGGACUACGAAAAUGUAGCCACUACAGUAUUCAGCCCUCUAGAGUAUGGUUGUGUCGGCUUAAGCGAAGAAACAGCCGUAGAACGAUUUGGUGAAGACAAUAUUGAAAUAUACCACGGAUAUUACAAGCCCACUGAGUUCUUUAUUCCACAGAAAAGUAUUGCCAACUGUUACUUAAAGGUAGUCGCAAAUAGGGAGGGUAACCAAAAAGUUUUAGGAUUGCACUUCAUUGGACCAAAUGCUGGAGAAAUCAUUCAAGGAUUCGCCACAGCAAUCAAAUUAAAUUUAACAGUAAAGGAUUUAAUGGAAACCGUAGGCAUCCAUCCAACUAUAGCAGAAGAAUUCACAAGAAUCAAUGUCACUAAACGGUCAGGCAAAGAUCCCAAUCCUGCAUCAUGCUGCAGUUAAAGAAAAAAUACUCAUUUCCAAAUAUUUUUAUUUUUGUAUAUGUACAGCCUAGUUAAGGUUAUCCAUCACUUUUGUAUUAGUAAAAUAAACACCCUGAAAUAUUUUGUCGCACCCCAAAAACUAUUCAAAUUAGAUUUUUGUUAUUUUGAUUUAAAAUCCUAUAAACUCUGUUACGACAUACUGUAUUGCUGAUAGUGAAUGAAAAUAAAUAAUUCUUAAUAUUU